ACGGUUUGAUUUGACUGUUAAAGGGAUUUUGAAAUCUUGUAGCGAUCUGUUGCUAGUCAUUCGUUGCUAGCCUUUCAUGUUGUAAGACUGCGUCUGCAAACUUGAGAGUUGAAACAAACCACAAAAGAACAAUGUUGAGAAGCUGUUUCGGGUUAUUGGCACUUGCUAGCAUCGUGUUGGGAACCGAAGUGUGCUGGCCUCCAUAUGGAUGUUUUAAUGAUAACUACCCUUUUGAUAACAACUGGGUCCAGUUGCCACAGUCGCCACAGUAUAUUAACACAAAAUUCAUGCUUUACACAAGAAAAGAGAAGUACAACCCCGACAUUCUGAGCGACCUUGAUGCAAACACAAUCAGUGUCUCCAAUUUCGAUGGCCGCAAGAAGACCAUCAUCAUGUGUCAUGGAUACUUAGAAUAUGGCCAGAUGUUUUAUCACAGAGCAUUGAUCGACGAGCUCCUACGCAAGGAAGACAUGAAUGUGAUCAUAGUAGACUGGGGCCAAGGAGCGCUGCCAUAUCACUUUGCCUUCGGAAAUGUUCGAUUGAUUGGUAUGCAGAUAACGAAACUGGUCGAGUUGAUGAACAGUCAGUUUGGACUGAGCUUCGCCAACGUUCACCUCAUUGGAUUCAGCAUUGGCGCUCAGCUUGUGGGGCAUGCUGGGAAAUAUCUUAGACAAAACAAUCAUACAGUUGGGAGAAUCUCAGGCCUCGAUGCUGCAUCUCCAUACUACGAAUUCAGACCUCCGGUUGUACGCUUGGACGCGACUGAUGCUGAGUUCGUUGAUGCAAUGCACACAGACACAAAGACAAUCUACGUCAAAGGGUUUGGUAUCGAACAAAGGUCUGGCCAAGUGGACACAUACCCAAAUGGAGGCUACGAGCAACCCAACUGCCGAACGCUUGACAAUGGUGCGGCUGACUUUUUCACAUGCAGCCAUUACAGAGCUGUGCAUUAUUUCACUGAGUCCAUUAACAGCAACUGUCCCUUCGAAGCAUAUCCUUGCAAGAGCUACGAUGAUUUCAAGAAAGGGAAAUGCACCUCGUGUCCAUCAGGAGGCUGUCCAAAGAUGGGCUACCAAGCAGAGAAUAAGGGGAACAGAUUCGACGGGAAAUACUUCUUGCUAACUAGAGGACAGAAGCCGUUCUGUUCAUAUCACUACAAAAUAACGUUUCAUACUGGCACAGGCCUUUUCUCGGAUCUCAGCGGUGACUCAGUCAAAGUAAUAAUCACAGGUGACAAUGCCACAACAGAAGAAAUUAAAUUGCCACAACGAGACCUCGAUCCGGGCAGCAUUGAGUCAUUUGUCGGCAUUACAAGGCACGACAUUGGAAACCCGCUAAGAAUCAAAGUCGUGCAUACAGGAUUAGUGGAGCAAUGGAAACUUGAGAAGGUCGUCAUUAGAAAAUUCGGCACAGAGAAAGACUUCGAAGCUUGCUUCAACCGUUGGCUAAACACCCAAGCAAAUGAAGUAAGUCUUCAUGAAGUAAAAGGUACUGGGAAAUGCUAGCUCAAGAACAUCUGGCAGUAGUAUCUUUACAUAAGUUUUGACACGUCUUCAUAGAAUGUCACUAGGCCAUUGCAAGAAAUUCAUAACAAUGAAGCUAAUACUAACACAGUCGUCCUUACUUUGACCGUAUCUGCAGGGC
Molecule: messenger RNA, 1644 nt
Organism: Rhopilema esculentum
Lineage: Eukaryota; Metazoa; Cnidaria; Scyphozoa; Rhizostomeae; Rhizostomatidae
Product: pancreatic lipase-related protein 2
Biological process (GO): lipid catabolic process
Molecular function (GO): triacylglycerol lipase activity; protein binding
Source: RefSeq, a predicted model, not a curated record